CAGGCGCUGAAUUCACUCGUCUCGAUCUGCUCGACCCACCUUUCAUGCGAGGCGGAGAGUGGAAGGAAGAGCCGGCCCAAUUCAUGCAGCCGCUCGAGCGCAUCAUCGCCGUCGAGGACGACGAUCGUGGGGAAGGGAAAGAGAGCGGGUCCCGAUUGAAUCAAGACUCGGUCCUGCUCUCCUCCUUUCUUCCUCACACCAUCAACAACGCCAAGCUUGAUUCAAGAUGGCGGCAGUCAACGAUAAUAUGUGGGACAAGGUCUCCAAGCUCAUCCCGGGCGCUCAUCCAACUCAUUCUAUCCUUGGCUUCAAGCUACUUGAGGAGGACCCAGUCAUCGCGUUGGCUAAGCAAGCAGGCUUCCGCGUAGCAGAGUAUGACCUGCCGCCUUACCCGCUCAAGCUGGCUGGCAUCAUCGGUCUGCGCAUGAUGGCCUUCAUGUUCUCUUCUGGUGCCUUGGCUUGGUUCCUCUACCACUUUGUAGCCAAGCGAUCUCCUGUCCUCAACUACGGCUGUCUCGGUCUUCUCGCUACUAUGCUCCUCGCUUGGCCCGAGGUCGUUGGGCGGUCCGGUGUCAUGCUCCUCGACUUCUGGAGGCCGGCACUUGGAUUCAGGUCAGCGCUCCUCGUCUGGGACAUCUUUCAUAUCCGUACGCGAGAGGAGGUCGAGUCGUGGAACCCCUUCCGCUUCUUCUGCCACCUGUGGGCUUUCCCCAAAGAGGAGGAGGAAAUCGCUGAGCGCACCCGCGAGGAAGGCUUUGAGCGCGACCCUCGCUGGGAGAACCUCAAGGGCAUGCCCAAAGUCAUCAUCGAGGGCAGCAUUCUCCUUCUCACCCUGUACGUUAUCCCCCCGGCGGAGCUCACAGUCGGCAUGAGCCGCGUCGCCUACCACGCCUACUGCGACUCUCUUGGCCUGUCCAUCCUGAUGGCCCUUGCCCUCUUCGGUGACGGUCUUCUCAAGUCUCUGGGUAUCCUCUUUGGCGUCGAGAUGGCCGACAUGUUUGAGAACCCCCUCGGCACCACAAACAUCCGCCUCUUCUGGUCCCAUUGGAAUCGCGCCAUUGCGUCGGUGCUGCAUCGCGUCGUUUUUGGUGGUGGACGCAACAGCAAGUCGUCGGUACGCAGCCAGAAGAAGAAGGCCGACGCCGCCGCCGUCAAUAAGAAGGGCGGACGUGCUCAGCAGCUAGCACAGCGUCAGCACAUGGACCAGCUCUCCGAGACCGAGGCCGAGACGGGCAAGACGGAUGACGAGGACGAGGGAGGACUUCGCCACCGCAAGGGAGCCAUUAAGCCUAUGACUCCCGCUGGUAACGGCAAUGGCACCGCCAAUGGCUCAGAGAAGACCAAGGCUGCCUCCCAGCAGCAGCAACAGCCCCGCAAGAAGGGGCCCUUCUACCCCAAGGCCAUCGCUGCAAUCGCGACCUUCGCCAUGUCCGGUAUCUUCCACGAGCAUAUCACGCGCAACACUCUGGGCUUCGCAAACGGGGAGAACUUCAUCUUUUUUGUCCUCAACGGUGUCGCCACCGUUGCCUCGACGUGGUUCAAGCGCACCUUCCCCAAGCAGAAUGAGCGAAUCCCCACUUGGCUGAGCCUCAUUCUUCUGCACACCUUCUUCUUCACCGUCAUCCCGCUCUUCUGCUCGCCUUUCAUCAGGAGCGGCUUCUUCACGCAGAUGGAUGCGCUCAAGUACGAGUUGCUGCCUAUUGCGCCCAGAAAGAGGGGAAGCUUCAUCUACCUUUUCGGCAACUGAGGCUGAGAAGUCUGCGAAGCCAAGGCUUCUUUUUUCAAGGGACUCUUGACAUCAGCACUGCUUCAACCGAUUACCCCGACAAAAUCCUCUCACUGCGUCGCUUCGCCAUCAAUCAAUCAAUCAAUCAAUCAACCACACACUCAACUCACUGUAUCGCACCUGCUAUUGCUAUUGCGCCGCAAUCUCUCCGAACUCCUUCGCCGGCUGUACCUCUCUGUUUUGCUCCAACGCUCCGCUACUCGCUGUCUUGAACAAAUGCAAAGCCUUUCUCUCGAGCUCCACU
Jaminaea rosea is the source of this 2030-nucleotide messenger RNA. RefSeq lists its product as hypothetical. The transcript has 3 exons. The record is from RefSeq and is a predicted model, not a curated record. Gene Ontology annotation, biological process: lipid metabolic process. Bases 227 to 1747 code for a protein of 506 amino acids. NCBI's taxonomy places the organism in Eukaryota, Fungi, Basidiomycota, Exobasidiomycetes, Microstromatales.